Nycticebus coucang (slow loris) is the source of this 1967-nucleotide messenger RNA. RefSeq names its product pyrimidinergic receptor P2Y6 (gene P2RY6). Gene Ontology annotation, molecular function: G protein-coupled UTP receptor activity; G protein-coupled UDP receptor activity; G protein-coupled ADP receptor activity. The transcript has 2 exons. Gene Ontology annotation, cellular component: plasma membrane. The record is from RefSeq and is a predicted model, not a curated record. Lineage: Eukaryota; Metazoa; Chordata; Mammalia; Primates; Lorisidae. Bases 208 to 1194 code for a protein of 328 amino acids. Gene Ontology annotation, biological process: cellular response to pyrimidine ribonucleotide; G protein-coupled receptor signaling pathway.
UUAACUAAAAUAAACCAGUCUUUCCGGCUAGAAUAUGGUCUUCUCAAGGGCAGGGACUCUGUUUUGUGCCCUCCAGUGACUUGAACAUUACCUGAACAGGUAUGUGCCCUGUAAGCACUUGUGAAAAAGAAGAAGAGGAGAAAGCAGAGGAGGGAGAAUGAAGACUCUUGCAGCCUCUUCAAAUGUAGGAAACCGAGUUGGGCAGCCAUGGAGUGGGACAAUGGCACAGGUCAGGCUCUGGGCUUGCCACCCACCACCUGUGUCUACCGGGAGAACUUCAAGAGACUGCUGCUGCCCGCAGUGUACUCGGUGGUGCUGGCAGCUGGCCUGCCACUGAACAUCUGCGUCAUUGUCCAGAUUUGCACAUCCCACCGAGCCCUGACCCGCACGGCUGUGUACACCCUAAACCUGGCCCUGGCUGACCUGCUGUAUGGCUGCUCCUUGCCCCUGCUCAUCUACAACUAUGCCCAAGGUGACCACUGGCCCUUCGGUGAUCUCGCCUGCCGCCUGGUGCGCUUCCUCUUCUACUCCAACCUGCACGGCAGCAUCCUCUUCCUCACCUGUAUCAGCUUCCAGCGCUACUUGGGCAUCUGCCACCCGCUGGCUCCCUGGCACAAGCGUGGGGGCCGCCGGACUGCCUGGCUAGUGUGUGUAGCUGUGUGGGUCACUGUGACAGCCCAGUGCCUGCCCACAGCUGUCUUUGCCACCACAGGCAUCCAGCGUAACCGCACUGUCUGCUAUGACCUGAGCCCACCUGCCCUGGCCACCCACUACAUGCCCUAUGGCAUGGCCCUUACGGUCAUCGGCUUCCUGCUGCCCUUUGCCGCCCUGCUGGCCUGCUACUGUCGCCUGGCUCGCCACCUAUGCCGCCAGGAUGGCCCAGCAGGGCCUGUGGCCCAGGAGCGGCGUACUAAGGCAGCCCGCAUGGCUGUGGUCGUGGCAGCCGCCUUUGCCAUCAGCUUCCUGCCUUUCCACGUCACCAAGACAGCCUACCUGGCAGUUCGCUCUACACCAGGUGUCCCCUGCCCUGUGCUGGAGGCCUUUGCAGCUGCCUACAAAGUCACGCGGCCCUUUGCCAGUGCCAACAGCAUGCUGGACCCCAUCCUCUUCUACUUCACCCAGAAGAAGUUCCGCCAGCGACCACAUGAGCUAUUACAGAAACUCAUAGCCAAGUGGCAGAGGCAGGGUCGUUGAGUCCACUGGGGCAGGACACUGAGGGCCUGGGUGGCUACUAUGUUCACCAUCGAGGCCAGUGUACCAAAAGUCCGAGCUCAGCGCAGCUGGGCAUGGAGUUAGUUCCCUCACAGAUCCCAGAAUCUCACCACCUCCUUAUCAAGCCCUUUCUCUGGACCAGGCUCUAUAGGCACAGAGACAAACAGGCCUGGGUCUGGCUCUUGGGAAGCCGCUAAUCAGCCAUGGAGAGUUGGAGAAACUAUGUUAAGCUGCUCACAAAAAUAUAGUGUGACAUGUAAACAAGAGGUAUGCUACAUGCUUUGGAAUCACCAAUAAAGCAGGUGAGGGAAGAUGAGAAGAGGAAAUGAGAGCUUCUGGGAAAGGGCAUUUGAGCUGGGUUUUGAGGGAUGACUAUGAGUUCUUGGGGGUGGAGAGAGUGAUAUUCCAUUUAUUCAGUAAACUGCUCAGGCCUGGGUUGGCUCUGGUGCCUCAGCCCCUCACAGUUGCUGGAUGUAUAGACUAACACAUCAUCAGGGCUGUGACAGAGGAAAGCACAGCUGAGGGAGGGGCAUACCCACAGGGUGUCAGGAAAGACCUCUUUAAGGAGGGAGCAUCUGGGUGGCGCCUGUGGCUCAGUGAGUAGGGCACCGGCCCCAUAUGCCGAGGGUGGCAGGUUCAAACCCAGCCCCAGCCAAACUGCAACAAACUAAAAAAUAGCCGGGCGUUGUGGCGGGCGCCUAUAGUACCAGCUGCUCGGGAGGCUGAGGCAAGAGAAUCGUGUAAGCCCAAGAGUU